Molecule: messenger RNA, 2595 nt
Organism: Botrytis fragariae
Lineage: Eukaryota; Fungi; Ascomycota; Leotiomycetes; Helotiales; Sclerotiniaceae
Product: putative s-adenosylmethionine-dependent methyltransferase-like protein
Exons: 4
Coding region: 1-2595 (864 amino acids)
Source: RefSeq, a predicted model, not a curated record
AUGCCCUUCCCGUUCAAACAUAGCAAUCGUUCAAAGCAGGCAUUGAACGAACCUGCUAUAGAAAGAGCGGCGGUCACUCCUUCAGCCUCGCACUCACAACAAUCCUUCUCAUCCGGUUCUGGCGAAGGUAGGUCCACAACAAUUCAACAACAAUCCUCCUCCACCACCACUACAGUUACCACCACACCAUCUCAACCCUUUGAACAGCCCUACGAACCUCGCAAUCCCGAAGCUGUAUCUCGUGCAUCUGCAUAUCAUAAUAAUUCUGGAGCGUCACCUUCCCGAGCUCGAGGCUUCCCCGCUUCCCCUUCUCCACCUGGCUCGUCCGUCGAUGAUUUAGUACUUGAUACUCAAAGGUUACAAAACCAGGGUCGCAGACACACAGCACACAUACAAUCACCCGUGGUAGAACCUAAGAAACGUAGUAUUUUUGAUCGUAUGCGAGGCGCAAAUUCAAGCCGCUCCUCUGAACAAAAGUACCCCCCAAUUGCUACCCAGGUCCCUUAUAGCAACAACGCUGGUGGACUCGCGCGCAGAUUGUCUCGAAGACACGAGGGCCCUCCUGUAAUACGAACUAGUCAACAAAGAAACUCGGUAGACCAACAUCAAAGAGCAGAUUGGCAACCUGCAGCUCAGGCUUCGAGAUCCCAUCUGCCAUCACCUCGAGAAACUCCCGAAGACGACGGGCUGGAUCCUUAUCUCAUCACGAGCCCUGAAGGGAACACACCACAAAGCGCUCAGAGUUCUUUGAACGUGCAUGGGCAACGACAACCUCUGAACACAAUUCGAGCUGUACAAAGCGAUUCUGAUUCACCUCUCUAUUCGGCAGAGUCGCAGAACGAUCCCCCCGAUCAACAAUUUCAGCAAUCACCUACUCCAGUAUAUUAUCAACAAUCUCCUUCAGGUGCUAGUCAAUACGAGUCGCCCGAGAGUUUUCCCAAGUUCCCCAACAGCCAAUACCCUCCGCAGGACUUCACUCCAGACAGCACCUCUACACAGCAACUCGAUUCUUCUUUGAUAUAUAGGGAAGAUCAUCGUCCCGGUUCGGUACAAUCUAAUAACCAAUCUCCGACAAGUAUUCACCAAUCCAACAGGGCAGAUUAUCCAGAGCGAACAACUUCAAUACAAGGGCCGAUUCCAGGCUUAUCUACAAAUCGUCCUUUGUCGCAACACCUUUCCAUGGCACCACAGUCCACUACAUCACAACAAAAUCGACGAUCUGCAGACUCAAAACAAACACUGCAAACUCAAAUGGCACAAUCAGAUGGGAGGGAUCCUCCGGCAUACCGCCAACAACAAUCAGGCCCUAGCAGUAAUAACAAUAACCAACCACCAGCGACAAGUUCACUCCCUCCUCAAAAUCAAGGUCCAAAUUACAGAGGAGGCCCUCUACAGCGAGAACAGUAUAAUCCUUCUGGUGGUGGAGACCAAGGACGAAGCACACCACCACCGGCACCUGGAGAUAGAGAUGUAAAUGAGGCAUACAAAGAGCUACUGCAGAAAUAUAAAAAGGUCAAGGGGCUGUAUUUUGACAAGACAGCAUCAGUGGAGCAAUUGCAAGGACAGGUCGAACAAUUACAAAACACUUUAGCAAAUCAACGUCUCUCCCAAUCUCGCACAUCCCUUGACGAUGGUGAGUAUCAAUCACGCUUCGUACGGUUAGAUGGUGCUAUUACCAAUCUUGCUUUCAAUAUUCGCAAGGAUUGGAGAACGGUACCUGCAUGGCUUGCACAAUCUGUCAAUCGUGAUGCGAUGUCAAUAGGAAAACAAGAGAUGACAGCUGUCGGUAGAGCUUGUAUCACAAGAUUUCUUGUUGAUGAAAUCUUCAACCGCAGCUUCCACCCAGGCUUGGAGAGUGAGCUCAGCUUGAGUUUGAAAAAUAUCGAACAAAACAUUCGUCUAUUCUCUCCUGCUAUCAACAACCAAGAAGAAUCCGAUGCCCUGACGGCAAAGAUCGUUCAGUGGAGAUUGGCAACUUUAGAGGGGCUGAAGGACCUGCUGAACUCUCCGGAAAGCGAAGAGUACAAGAAACAAUUCUCGAAAAUGGUCACCAGCAACCUGACGGCCAACUUAAUCAACUACCUUCAGGAACCAGUACCGGGUGGUAUUGAAGAAGCUGCGACAACCAUCGUUGAACAAGCAGUGAGCAUUGCAGCGAACAUUCCCUUGGAAAGCAGAGAUGUUGUAAUCAUGUAUCCGAUGCCAAACGAUUUGGUCAACCGCCAAUACAUGAAAAUUGAAGCUGGUAUUCCUGCAUUGGAACAUCCAGGCGCAGAAACUAAUAGUUUUGAUUCAAGUAGUGUGGGAAGUCACGAUAAGGAUGAGAGCUCGAAGGAGGAGCAAAAGGGACAUGGAAAGCUGAUGAAGGAAAAGAGUGGAAAGGGCCAGGGCAUGUUGUCAGCUAUGAUGGGCAGUGGUAGUAGUGGCGGAGCGGCGGGGAAGAAAAUGAGCAUUAGUAGUCAAGGUGGACAAGAAUCGAGUGAGAAAAUCAAGAGUGAAGACGGAGUUCACAAAGUACGCUUUGCUGGAUUCAUGGGCAUUGAUAUUAGGGGAAGACAGGUGCUGUGUCAGGCUCCGGUUUGGACGAUGGGAUAG